AACUCACCUGAACUCUGUUCCCAUUUACCAUUCACACUAAUGGCACGACCACAACAACGGUUUCGAGGCGUUAGACAAAGGCAUUGGGGCUCUUGGGUCUCCGAAAUUCGUCACCCACUCUUGAAAACAAGAAUCUGGCUAGGGACGUUUGAGACCGCGGAAGAUGCGGCAAGGGCCUACGACGAGGCGGCGAGGUUAAUGUGCGGCCCGAGAGCUCGGACUAAUUUCCCAUACAACCCUAAUGCCAUUCCUACUUCCUCUUCCAAGCUUCUUUCAGCCACACUCACAGCUAAACUCCACAAAUGCUACAUGGCUUCUCUUCAAAUGACCAAACAAACGCAAACACAAACGCAAACGCAGACCGCAAGAUCACAAUCCCCGGACAUUUACGGUGUGACGGUCAAUGGAAGUCAGUUUAACAGGGGAGGAGGAGUAACGGAGACGACAGAGAUCAAGUGGGAAGAUGGUAACGUGAAUAUGCAACAGAAUUUUAGGCCAUUGGAGGAAGAUCAUAUUGAGCAAAUGAUUGAGGAGCUGCUUCACUACGGUUCCAUUGAGCUUUGCUCUGUUUUACCAACUCAGACGCUGUGAGAAAUGGCCUUGUCGUUUUAGUGUAU
Messenger RNA from Arabidopsis arenosa, 617 nucleotides. NCBI's taxonomy places the organism in Eukaryota, Viridiplantae, Streptophyta, Magnoliopsida, Brassicales, Brassicaceae. The record is from the annotation of a GenBank genome assembly.